UUCAGGGAGGGAUGGUGGUCUCGCGGGAGGCUCAUUUUGGCGCCGUUUUUCCGAUUUCCCGCGCUUAUCCCCACGUGGUUGAUUGCUAAUGAUGCGGAAAAUGAAUGAAUUUUAACUCGAUUUACAUUAUUUAGACUGCUGUGAUAAAAUGAUACCGUGUAUAUCACUAAAGACGAUUAAUUUUCUUAUGAUCGUGUUGUGAUUUUGGCUUCUAUUGUUGGAAAACCUGAUGAUCGAGAAACACAUGUACUCUCCGUCGACGAAGGCGGCCUGCUGGCUGGCGACAUUCCUAAGCGUUUUUGUUACAGGAGAAAUGCCAAUCCAAGCAGAGGUGGAGCCGGAAUUUUUACAAGCCCUGGAAAACCACACAGUCACACAGGGAAGGGACGUGCACUUCACAUGUGUUGUCAAUCACCUGUCAAAUUAUAGGGUGGCGUGGAUAAAAUCCGACUCAAAAGCGAUCCUGGCCAUCCACACGAACAUGGUGGCGCUAAACCCUCGGCUCUCAGUCACUUACAACAACCACAACACUUGGAAGCUGCACGUCAGCAAUGUGCAAGCGAGCGACUCCGGCACUUACAUGUGUCAAGUGAACACUGACCCUAUGAAGAGUCAGAUGGGUCAUCUAUCAGUGCUCAUACCGCCUGACAUAGUGGACACAGCUACAGAGGGCAGUUCAGCCCGGGAGGGCGGGAGUAUCCGGCUGACCUGCACCGCCACCGGAGUCCCCGCGCCCACGGUCCUGUGGAGACGGGAAAAUCACCAGCCUAUCGUGUUCAGGCAUGAUGGUGGCAGGGAGAAGAAGGUGCUAGAUAACUUUAAAGGCGAGAGUCUCGAGUUGUCUCACGUGCAGCGGGCUGACAUGGGCGCAUAUUACUGCAUUGCGAGCAACGGCGUGCCGCCCACCGUCAGUCGCCGGUAUCACGUGCAAGUGCAUUUUAUACCACAAGUAAAAGCCGCGCUACAAUUAGUGGGGGCGCCGCUCGGCAGUGACGUAGAACUGCAGUGCUACAUAGAAGCCUCUCCGAAAGCUAUGAACUCCUGGUACCGGGAGGAUGGUAACUCGCUGGUGAGCGAUAAACUGCUAGAGAAUCCAAAGUUCCGUAUAACGGAGCGCUCGGUGAACGAGUAUUCUUUAUGGAUGAACCUGACUAUAAAGUCGCUGGCUCUCAACGAUUUCGGGACUUACGUGUGUGCCUCCGUCAACGCGCUGGGCAAGAUGGAAAGCCAAGUUAGCUUACAUAAAAUAGAUGUAAACCUAAGCCCAGCGGACGUACCUAUGGUGUCGGGCGCGGCGUGGCAGCGAGCGAGGAACUUACCCGCACGAGCGCGAGCGACUUCCUACUACAUAACUCAACACCUCACGCAAAUACAAGCCAUACUAAUUACUAUUCUCCGAUAUGUAUAUAACUAACUGUAAGUACGUAUGCCUGAUCGUUAAGCCGUGAAGAAUAUUUUGUCCUAUUUUCACUGCCACUAGGCUACUGAUUGUUUAUUACCUUGAAGUAAUGGCAUUUCAAUGCAUUUACUAUACUUGAAAAAGUCUGCAUAAAGAAAAGUCUGUGUAUACUUUACAUAAAGUUGAAUUCAUAUGAAUUCAUAGAAAUACUUCCAUAAAGAUACAGAAGAUUGUGCUCUACAUUUGUGGGUUUUUAUUUACAGUAUUUAAAUAUAAUUAAUAUUGAUCUCGAAUAUAUAGAAAUGUGAUAUAAUAAGAAUGUAUGUAUGAAAUAUACACUUGUAAGUAGCGAUAAUAAUAAUUGUUAUGUUUAAAAGUAUAAUUUUAAUAAAUCAUAUCUAUAUUUUAUGCUCAUCUAUUACAUUAUGAUUGUAUAUAUGAACAUAAUACCAUAUUCUGAUUCUCUAAUCCAAUUAAAUUAAUUUUCUAAUUUUUAGUUGAUAAUAUUUAUGUUCGAAUCAUUGUGUAGAAAAAUACAGUAAAUUGAAUUAAAAAAACUUGUGGCAUAAAUAAAUAAAAAUAUUGGUCAUCUCUUCCGCUUAUUUGUAAAACCAUGGCUACAUAAAUUUCCUUUUAUGUACCUUAUAUUGUUAUAAGUUAAUAAAAUGUAAUUUAUUAUCAAAAGAUUUUGUUGUUUCAUAAAUCUCAUACAUUUUUGAUGAAUGUUAUCUGAGAAAAUUAGCUUAAGUAGCGUUAGAAAAUGAUAAUGUAAACAAUAUUUCCGAAUGUUCAUAACUUGAAUCAUGUUCUUAUAUAUUACGUUGACUUUGACAAUAAAUGUGUAAUUUAUAAAUUUUACUUGUGUAAACUAAAUAAAUAAAUGUCCA
This is a messenger RNA of Colias croceus (clouded yellow), 2286 nucleotides long. Its product is annotated as lachesin-like. The transcript is spliced from 9 exons. Bases 230 to 1414 code for a protein of 394 amino acids. Gene Ontology annotation, cellular component: neuron projection. Lineage: Eukaryota; Metazoa; Arthropoda; Insecta; Lepidoptera; Pieridae. The record is from RefSeq and is a predicted model, not a curated record.